Messenger RNA from Didymosphaeria variabile, 1107 nucleotides. RefSeq lists its product as uncharacterized. Lineage: Eukaryota; Fungi; Ascomycota; Dothideomycetes; Pleosporales; Didymosphaeriaceae. The transcript is spliced from 2 exons. The coding region runs from base 1 to 1107 and encodes 368 amino acids. The record is from RefSeq and is a predicted model, not a curated record.
AUGUCUGGAGCCAUGGAAAAGAUCAAGGCCAAGGUCGAGGGCGUCCUCCACAAGGAUAAGACCCACGAUGACCCCACUGGUCCUCACUCUUCCCACUCUGCCAACCAGGCCGACCCUCGCGUCGACUCCGACCACAUUGGCACAGCAGGUAACCAUGGCUCUGCUGCUCAUGGCACCACGGGCACCCACGGCACCCACGGCACCACGGGCGGCUUGACUGGCUCGGGCGUUGGCAGCAACACCUACGGCUCGGACCCCACUGGUCCCCACGAAUCCCGCAUGGGCAACAAGGCUGACCCCCGCGUUGACUCUGACACGUAUGGCGCCGCUGGCAACAUGGGCACUGCUUCUCACGGCACCCAUGGCACCCACGGCACUACCAGUGGCUUGACUGGCACGACUGGCUCAGGCAUUGGCAGCAACACCUACGGCUCAGACCCUACUGGCCCCCACGACUCUCACCUCGGCAACAGGGCCGACCCGCGUGUCGACUCUGACCGCGUUGGUGGAUUCGGCAACACUGCCGGCACUGGAGGUCACUCUUCAGGCUUGACGGGCACUGGUCACUCAGGCUCAGGCUUGACUGGCAACACCACCCACGGUACGACCGGCGGCCUUGGAGGUAACACCUACUCUCAAGGCACCACUGGCUCCGGCCUCACGGGCAGCAACACCUACGGCUCAGACCCGACUGGUCCUCAUGACUCUCACAUGGCCAACAGGGCCGACCCCCGCGUCGACUCGUCUGUCCCUGGAGCUUACGGCAACACUGCUGGAGGUCGCACCGGCGCCUACGGCUCCGACCCCACCGGGCCUCACGACUCUCGCCUUGGAAACACGGCUGACCCUCGCGUCGACUCUUCCACCACUGGUGGAUACGGCAACACCCACUCCACUGGCGGCUACGGCGCUGGCUCCAACACCCACUCUGGCGUCGGCGGUGUCGGCAGCGGUCACGGUGCUGGCGGCCUCUCGAGCGGACCUGGUCCUGCCGAGAACACUGCUGGACCUCACAAGAGCGACAUGCUCAACAAGGCCGAUCCCCGUGUCGACAGCGAUCUUGAUGGAUCCAAGACCUACGGCGGCAACAAGACGAGCGGCUACUAG